UGCCAGGGCGGAGUUGAGACUAUGGGAGGGCUCCAGAGGGGCAGGCCGGAGCCUUGGCCGAUGGAGGGGCCUUAUCCUUAGAGUCAGAUCGAGCGCUCAACCCGGGGCCCGGGGGCCGCAGACAUGGAGCUAGAGGACGGCAUGGUGUACCAGGAGGAUCCGGGCAGCUCCGCUGUUAUGUCUGAGCGGGUGUCCGGCCUGGCCGGUUCCAUUUACCGGGAGUUCGAGCGGCUGAUCGGCCGAUAUGAUGAGGAUGUGGUGAAGGAGCUGAUGCCGCUGGUGGUGGCGGUGCUGGAGAACCUGGACUCGGUAUUCGGCCAGAACCAGGAGCAUGAGGUGGAGCUGGAGCUGCUCCGGGAGGAUAACGAGCAACUCAUCACCCAGUACGAGCGGGAGAAGGCGCUCCGCAAGCACGCAGAGGAGAAAUUUAUAGAAUUUGAAGACUCCCAAGAGCAGGACAAGAAGGAUCUUCAGACCAGAGUGGAAAAUCUAGAGUCACUUACCCGGCAGCUUGAGCUCAAAGCGAAAAACUAUGCAGAUCAAAUCAGUCGGUUGGAGGAGCGAGAGGCGGAGCUAAAGAAGGAGUACAACGCUCUCCAUCAGAGACACUCAGAGAUGAUCCAUAAUUACAUGGAACACUUGGAACGAACCAAACAACAUCAGCAGCUACUCGGUGGCGACCAACUAGAAUCUUCCUUACACAGCAAAAUUCGGAAAGAGCGCCCGAUCUCGCUCGGAAUCUUCCCGCUGAACUCUGGCGACUCUUUGCUUGUACCUGACAGCCAGGGUGCUGAGACGCCAGGGAAUGGGCCAUGGAAACACCCAGAUCCAAACCACCCUCGCUGCAAUACCAGUUUGAAGGAUGAAUUCUUGAAUAUCAGCCAGCCAGGUCCCAAAAGCAGUGGCGCCGACACUGGCAAUAUGGUGCACUCUUCCUCAAAGCCGCACAAAGAUGACAUCACCAUGAAGUCCAAGUCGCAUAAAGAUGAUGUGUUGAAAGCAAACUUGGCAAACAACAAUGUCCAGAACAGCAACAAGGGUGAUGGUGCUCAGGAAGCCACAGUGCCCACCACCGGUACCAAUGAUAACAAGGAAAAAUCGGAGGUUCAGUCAAUCAUUGAGUCGACCCCGGAGUUGGAUAUGGACAGAGACCCCAAAGGAUAUCAAUUCACGAGCACCCCAACGAAAGGCAUUGAAAAUAAAGCAUUCGACCGCAACACGGAAUCGUUAUUCGAGGAGCUGUCGUCUGCCGGAACUGACCUCAUUGGCGAUGUUGAUGAAGGAGCGGACUUGCUGGGCAUGGGCCGUGAAGUGGAAAACCUUAUCUUAGAAAACACUCAACUUCUAGAGACUAAAAAUGCACUGAAUGUGGUCAAAAAUGACUUAAUAGUCAGAGUGGAUGAGUUGGUGUGUGAGAGGGACGUUCUGCAAGGGGAACUGGCAGCCGUUAAACAGGCCAAACAGAAGCUGGAGGAGAAGAACAAGGAGUUGGAAGAGGAGCUGAGGAAAGCCAGAGCGGAAGUGGAAGAAGCUCGGCAGAAGGGAAAAGAUGAAGAAGAUAGUGACGUCCCUACGGCACAGAGGAAGAGGUUUACCCGCGUUGAGAUGGCCCGGGUGCUGAUGGAGAGGAACCAGUACAAAGAGAGGUUGAUGGAGCUGCAGGAGGCAGUUAGAUGGACCGAAAUGAUCAGAGCAUCUCGUGAGAAUCCCGCCAUUCAGGAGAAGAAGCGAUCGAGCCUUUGGCAGUUUUUCAGCCGACUGUUCAGCUCUUCGGCCACCGCCUCGAAAAAGCCAGACACUCCGGUGAACCUCAAGUACAAUGCGCCGACCUCACAUAUCACACCAUCCGUCAAGAAGAAGAGCAGCGCUCUCGCUAAGCUUCCCUCCGACAAGUCCAAAGCCUUUGACUUCCUCAGUGAUGACCACUCUAGUGGGAGUGAAGUGGCUCUGGCAUCGCGGCGAGAACAGAAGCGUGAGCAGUACAGGCAAGUGAAGGCACACGUACAGAAGGAAGAUGGGCGGGUGCAGGCGUUCGGCUGGAGUCUUCCACAAAAAUAUAAGCCGGUGGCAAGUGAAGGACAGAACGAGAGCAAAAUGAGGAAUCUUCCCGUCCCUGUUUACCUGAGGCCUUUGGACGAGAAAGAUACUUCCAUGAAGCUGUGGUGUGCAGUGGGAGUCAACCUGUCUGGCGGAAAGACAAGAGAUGGAGGCUCAAUUAUUGGUGCCAGCGUUUUCUAUAGCGACGCCCCCGGAGCGGAACUAGACAACCAAAAACCCCGCAGUGACUCUCAGAGCAGCUUGGAUAAACUUGAGCAGGAGCUUAAGGUGCAACAGAAGGAACUACGGCACCAGGACGAGUUAUCGAGCCUUGUAUGGAUUUGCACCAGCACUCAUUCCUCCACUAAGGUCAUCAUUGUGGAUGCCAAUGACCCAGGGAACAUGCUGGACAGUUUCAUUGUCUGUAACUCUCACGUCCUCUGUAUUGCAAGCAUUCCAGGGGCUAUGGAAACCGAUUACCCCACAGGAGAAUCAUCAAAGCCGGAAUCGGAAACAGGCCAAACUGAUAAAACGUCGCUGUCUGAAAGUCUUUUGAGCAGCGGGUCCUCGGGGGCGGAGAACGUUGCAGUAGGAGUCAAAGUGGGAGGGGCAUCUUUGGAGGACAUAGAACCCUGUGCUGUACAAACGCCAAGCGUCCUGCCAGCUGAGGAGGAAGUCAGUCAAGAUCCCGAUUCCACAGACCGGGAACUGGAUGACAACGUGGCCACGGCAGAAGAAGCCACAGAGGACACGGAAGUGGGAACUGGCUCCAACGAUGAUCUGGCUGACAUUUCCCAGACAGGGGUUUAUACGGAGCAUGUAUUCACCGAUCCCCUGGGGGCACAGACCACAACAGAGGACACAGGCUACCAGCCUAGCAAUGACUCUGACCUGUAUAAAGAUGGCAUUGCCACAUUACCAACUGAACAAGACCUGAUGAGAGAGGAAGCCCAAAAAAUGAACAGCUUGCUGCCUACAAUGUGGCUCGGAGCCCAAAAUGGAUACUUAUACGUCCAUUCUUCUGUUGCUCAGUGGAAGAAAUGUCUUCUCAACAUCAAGUUAAAAGAUUCCAUCCUCAGCAUUGUGCAUGUUAAAGGAAUAGUAUUAGUUGCUUUAGCUGAUGGGACACUGGCGAUCUUUCAUCGAGGAGUUGAUGGCCAAUGGGACCUCUCGAACUAUCACCUCCUUGAUUUUGGCCGGCCUCACCAUUCCAUUCGCUGCAUGAGUGUGGUGCACGAGAAGGUGUGGUGCGGGUACAGGAACAAGAUCUACAUCGUGCAGCCGAAAACCAUGAAAAUAGAGAAAUCGUUUGAUGCCCAUCCGAGGAAAGAGAGCCAAGUGCGCCAAUUAGCGUGGGUUGGAGAUGGCGUGUGGGUUUCUAUCAGGUUAGAUUCAACUCUGCGGCUGUACCACGCGCACACGUACCAACAUCUGCAGGACGUCGACAUAGAACCCUAUGUUAGCAAGAUGCUCGGUACAGGAAAGCUGGGCUUCUCCUUUGUGCGGAUAACUGCACUCAUGGUGUCCUGCAAUCGCCUGUGGGUAGGCACUGGCAACGGUGUGAUCAUAUCAAUUCCCCUAACAGAAACCGUAAUACUGCACCAGGGACGGUUACUUGGGUUAAGGGCCAAUAAGGCAUUAACUGGCUCAGGAAACCGCCCAGGGAGUGUGAUACGCGUCUACGGAGAUGAAAACAGUGACAAAGUCACGCCGGGCACUUUCAUUCCGUACUGUUCAAUGGCGCAUGCCCAGCUGUGUUUCCAUGGGCAUCGCGAUGCGGUGAAAUUCUUUGUUUCUGUUCCAGGUCAGGUUCGUGGUUUCAAUGGCAGUGGAACAUCAGAAAUGGCAGCAGAAAAGGCGGGAUCUCAGCAAGACUUGUCCAGCCCAAAUCAGCCAAAAUCCAUGUUGGUGAUGAGCGGAGGGGAGGGGUAUAUCGACUUCAGGAUGGGGGAUGAUGGGGAAGACUCAGAACUCUUAGAUGAUUCACUACAAUUUGAACCUUCCGUGGCCAAAGUAGAAAGGAGUCACCUAAUAGUCUGGCAAGUCAUGUGCAGCAGUGAAUAACCAGCAGGAUGGACAAAAACGAUAUAUAUUAUUUUUUUUGCAUGUUUUUUUUCCUUUCCUCUUUUUAUCAGAUAUUUUAACAGUUGAUAUCUGUAUAAAAAACAAACAAACACAUAAUGGUAUUAACAUUGAGUCCCGCUGAAACAGGACAGUCUUGUUCCACGGAAUUUUUCUGGUAUCCCCUGUGGUUGCUGGAGGACAUAUCAGUAGUCUUUUUGUGCAAUGUGUUUCUUCAGUGAUCUGCCAGCUGCUGCAGAAAUAUCACUCCCAUUGGGGUUUAGGGUGUUUUUAGCAACAGCUGGUUGGGGGCUCAUUUGGAAGAUAACUCUGUUCACAGAACACCUUACAACAGACAUGGGCGUGUUUCUGCCGCCGAUUGACAACUCCCAGCAUCGUUAGCAAGGGCGGUGGGAGUUGUAGUAUUCUUAUUAGCGGGAACUUGCACAUGGGACAUCCCUUCCUGACUUUUUUUUUUUUUUUUUUUUUUAACGGUUUUCUGACAAAUUUCUGUCAUUAAUGUAACAGUGUAAAUACAGUAGUUGUGACUGAUAACGGCGCACAAGCGACACUUUCUGUUCUCAACAUAUCUGCACUUUGGGGUAAGUCACAAAUAAAGUCACAAAUGGUAUCACUUUUUGCUUAUAAAGCAUAAACCUGAUUCAGUAGGCCAGUUUUAGGGAAAGCCCCCUGGCAAGGAUUCUUUUUAGUCAUUGUACACAGGUUAAAGGGCUGC
Xenopus tropicalis (tropical clawed frog) is the source of this 4834-nucleotide messenger RNA. RefSeq names its product sperm associated antigen 9 (gene spag9). NCBI's taxonomy places the organism in Eukaryota, Metazoa, Chordata, Amphibia, Anura, Pipidae. The transcript has 30 exons. Gene Ontology annotation, biological process: MAPK cascade. Gene Ontology annotation, cellular component: perinuclear region of cytoplasm; cytoplasm; lysosomal membrane. The coding region runs from base 124 to 4101 and encodes 1325 amino acids. Gene Ontology annotation, molecular function: MAP kinase scaffold activity. The record is from RefSeq and is a predicted model, not a curated record.